CGCAGUAACCCGGAAGAAAACGACUGAGCGGGCUGUGUGGACUGAGCGGGCUGCGAGAGCGGCAAGCUGCGCAGACCGAGAAGGGGAUGGCCACCUUCUUUGGGGAGGUUGUGGCGGCACCAUCCCGAACUGGGGUGGACGAUGACGAGGAGGAGGAGGGGACGGUGGCGCGAGAAGAAGCGCCGGAGGAUCGGGAGAUUCGCAUAGAGCUCGAGAAGAAAAGGGAAGUCCAUAUUCUCUGGAACACAGCAUUCACUCCAUCUACAGGAAAUUCUUCAAAUCAUCUGUUUCCUUGCUCAAAGUUCAUACUGGGUAUAGGACACAAUGCAGCAGCAUUCUUGUCUUCAUUUGUUUUGAAUUCUGGAGACUGGGAAGUAGUUGGAUCUGUCAAGCUGUGGAAUGAAUGGUGCAGAACAUCAAACACAACCAAUGUCCUGCCAACAGAUUCUUUCUGUUUGUUUUAUCGGUUGAUUUCAGAUCCUACAGUUUUGUUGUGCCAGUGUACUUGUUUUGUGGCUGAGGAUCAGCAAUUUCAGUGGCUUGAAAAGGUUUUUGGAUGCAUGCAGAAGACAGAUUUGCAAGUAGCUGUUCUUUCAACAUCCUCCGUUACAGAUUAUAAAACAUCUGAAUCAACUUCAAUACUUUCUUCUCCUUUUCUGAAAGCAUUAAAAACAAAACAGUUCAAAGAUAACGUCUGUUGCUCACUUCUAGAACAACCAAAUAUUGUACAGGAUCUCCCUGCAGCAGUUCUCAGCUACUGUCAAGUGUGGCAGAUCCCUGCAGUACUUUAUCAGUGUUAUACUGAUGUCAUCAAACUGGACAUCAUUACAAUUGAAGCUUUCAAGCCUGUCCUGUCUUCCAAAAUCCUGAAGAGUUUAGUUAAGGACACUUCUAGAAGCACAGAAACCCUGGUAAAAUUGAUGACAACGACUGAAAUCAACAAUAUCUACACUUAAAAUGAAAGAUUUUCUGUGUUGAAUGCUUUUUAAGUUGGAUCAUCUUUGCAGGCCUUUUGGUUAGUCUUUAAACUGGAAAGCCAUUCUUUGGUUGGAUACUG
This is a messenger RNA of Sphaerodactylus townsendi, 1057 nucleotides long. It is a transcript of the gene PSMG1, whose product is annotated as proteasome assembly chaperone 1. Gene Ontology annotation, molecular function: proteasome binding. The record is from RefSeq and is a predicted model, not a curated record. The transcript is spliced from 7 exons. Gene Ontology annotation, cellular component: endoplasmic reticulum. Gene Ontology annotation, biological process: proteasome core complex assembly. The coding region runs from base 87 to 956 and encodes 289 amino acids. NCBI's taxonomy places the organism in Eukaryota, Metazoa, Chordata, Lepidosauria, Squamata, Sphaerodactylidae.